Molecule: messenger RNA, 462 nt
Organism: Paramecium primaurelia
Lineage: Eukaryota; Ciliophora; Oligohymenophorea; Peniculida; Parameciidae
Source: the annotation of a GenBank genome assembly
AUGAAAAAAAUAUUGAAUACUAUUGACAAAAUCGAUAUAUUUGGGGUUCCUAUCAAUCUGUUGACUAAUUCUAAGGAUUUAUUCUAUCAAAGUAAGCUUGGUGGAAUAGUUACUCUUAUUGUUGGAAGUCUUGGUUUUGCCUAUUUUUUAUAUGUAAUAAUUUUGUGGAUCGAAAAUCAUCUACCUCCAAAUGUGAGUUUUAAAUAAUAAACAUUAUCGUAUGCAGAAUUUGAAAUAACAAACUCUGUUAUUCAAUUAGAAUUAUAAGAUUUUUCAGGUGAGGUAGAUCCUUUCAGAAGAGAAAACAAUAUCAUAACUCCUUAUUUAUAUAAAAUUAUAGAUAGAACAAUUAUUGAUAAACCAAUUCCANUAAUUAUUAUUUAUAAUAAAAAAUUAUUUAACUAUUGUCAUUCUCGAAGAGAAGGUGAUUUUAUUUAAAUACAAUUAAUGAAAAAAUUAUGA